AUGUAUCUGGACGAUACGCGCCGAAAGCGCCGGGAAUCGCAACCGUGCUGCAGUACGCUUCUCUGCAUCGUAGUGAUGCCCUUCUUCUGCCGUUACUCACACUCGCUCCGACUGUCGUACGCUUGUUACGCCGCGAAACGACGCCAAGAUUGGACCGCCCAGAAGCGUGCCUACGAGCUGCUGGUGCAGGAGGACAGUGACGUAGCGUUGCUGCGCAUCUUCGAGUGUUUGCUUGAGGUGACGCUCCAGAAGAUCCUGCAGCUUACCAUCGUCCUAUCGACCGGACCGGUUACCAUCCUGCAGAUGCUAUCGAUCGUCAGUGCGAUGGGCAGUAUCGCCUGGUGCAUGGCAUCCCACUAUCGGUGCGUACGCUUUGCCCGGCUCGACAAACGACACAUUCCCUGGUCAGGCACGAUCGUACACAUCGCGUGGCAGUUUGCGGUAACGGUAGCGCGCGUACUAGCCAUUGCUACUGUUGCCAGCGUAUUUCCAAUGUACACCGCAGCAGCCUGUGCCGCUCACGCGAUCCUCAUGUCCGUGUGGGUGUUUUGCUACGAACGUCCCCGGUUUUGCGGUGACUCGAUCGCCCAACGCACCCUACUCUCCGGUGCGUUCGGGACCGUAUUCAUCUUUAACUACAUCCCCCUGCACGAAGGCCCAACCCGGCUGCGCUACACACUGUUUUACGUCGUGUGCUUUCUCGAAACGGUUGCGUGCAGCGUACUGUACGCAAUGUUCGUGCGCAAUCCAACCAUCCAGCGGUCGGCGUUGUGGACGGCCGUGCUAAGCUGCUUCCCGAUCGUCACGUUCGUGAUCGGCAUCUGUCUGAUGGUGGUGUUUUAUCGCUACUGUCAUCCCAACAUUACCUCACGCCAGCUCGAGGCAAGAACCGAGGCGAGUGAAUAG
This is a messenger RNA of Anopheles stephensi (Asian malaria mosquito), 906 nucleotides long. Its product is annotated as XK-related protein 6. Bases 1 to 906 code for a protein of 301 amino acids. Gene Ontology annotation, biological process: engulfment of apoptotic cell; apoptotic process involved in development; phosphatidylserine exposure on apoptotic cell surface. Gene Ontology annotation, cellular component: plasma membrane. The transcript has a single exon. The record is from RefSeq and is a predicted model, not a curated record. NCBI's taxonomy places the organism in Eukaryota, Metazoa, Arthropoda, Insecta, Diptera, Culicidae.